Rhipicephalus microplus (southern cattle tick) is the source of this 2322-nucleotide messenger RNA. It is a transcript of the gene baz, whose product is annotated as par-3 family cell polarity regulator. Gene Ontology annotation, cellular component: cell cortex; adherens junction; apical plasma membrane. Gene Ontology annotation, molecular function: phosphatidylinositol binding; protein binding. The record is from RefSeq and is a predicted model, not a curated record. Gene Ontology annotation, biological process: establishment of centrosome localization; intracellular protein localization; establishment or maintenance of epithelial cell apical/basal polarity. Lineage: Eukaryota; Metazoa; Arthropoda; Arachnida; Ixodida; Ixodidae.
AUUAUUUACUCCGCGAUACAAUCGUCUGCACUCGACAUGGUGCCUCCGAGCAGCGCCGAAGAGGCUACGGGACGAUGCCCCCCUCAAGACACUUGGGUUACUGUACAUAAUGUUAAAAGCUGCAAUGACGGGGGCAUCCUGGACCUUGACGACCACCUCAACGACGUCGUCGAUGACAGGGAACAAAUCAUAGCCGUGUUCGAAGAGCAGUCAUCUCCCUGCCCGACCCACAAUGCUGGAGAUGGGACCAGUGCUAGUUCUGUGGGUACGGAGAGCCCUGACAUCUUCCACUGCAAUGAGUUGAACCACAAUGGGGGCAUCAAGGGUGGUUCGAGUUACAUUGACGUGGAAGAAAUUACCGCAGACAAGCUUCCAGUGGGCGUCGCUCCCCUUCAGGUUCGAAGGGGCAGUGAGCCGACGCUAAAUCGUCUUUCACCAGUUUCAUCUGAACCUGAUCCCAGCAAGAGGUGGUCAGCUGCUGUCGUUGUGGAUGAUCUUUCGCUUACUCGAGAUGUGAAGGAGAAUGGCAGCCUGUCAGAUAAUGAGCAGCAGCCUCCUCCCCCACCUGGCGAGAGGGGUGAGGGAAGUGGCGGUGAAGAGAAGUCUAACGCGGGGACAUUGUCGCGCAUUUCUCGGGGCUCUGGACGACUGUCCAUGCUGGGGAACAACCCCCACAUGCUUCGGUGGGCAGAGGCGGCUGACAGGCAGCUCUACAAGUUUCAAGACAGCAGGAAAGAACCACUGGGCAGUGCUGGCUCUUCUCCCGACAGGGACAGUGCAGCUUCUUCAGGGAGCAGCCACGAAGAAAGGGACUCUAUAGUUGUACUCAAGAACGAAGCCGGUCCACUGGGCAUCCAUGUUGUUCCUGAACAAGGCAGUGGGGGAAGGGACAUGGGCCUGGUGAUUCAGGGCAUUGAGCCGGGUGGUCGAAUAGACCGAGAUGGCCGGCUACGGGUCGGUGACACCAUUGUUGAGGUCAAUGGCCGGAGCCUCCUGCACCUUAGUUUCCAGGCUGCACAGCAAGUGUUCAAGGUAGGUGUGCGCUACAGGUCUCAAGAAAUCUGCCUGCACCUGUCACGGCGGAGGCCGACACAUUCUGGUUCCUCUCCUAUGUCAUCACCUCCUCCUCCUCUGCCCCUGUCGCUGCCUCCAUCCCUGUCAUCAACACAAAGUAGCAGUGAUGCGGGUUUUUCCUCUGUAACAUCCUCACUGCAAAGUCCACCCAAGAGGCCGCCCCCGCCUCCAUUCCGCAAUGACCCUGUCGAAGGCCUUAACAAUGGUGUCGUCAACGGUCUCGUUGAGGGAGAAGAGAGGAGUGGUCUCAACAGUAAGGUGGCAACGGUAACGCCAACCAAAAAGCUUCCGCCACCGCCACCUUCUGCCACUGCCAAUGGACGAUCAACAGCUUCGAGCCUCAAUGUUGCCAACACGCGUAAGAUCGGUCGCAAGGUACACAUAAAAUUGGUCAAGGGGCCCGAAGGAUUGGGCUUUAGUGUGACAACGCGGGACAACCCGGCCGGUGGGAACUGCCCAAUUUACAUCAAGAACAUCUUGCCUCGCGGAGCAGCUAUUGAUGAUGGCCGGCUCAGGCCGGGUGACCGGUUACUCGAGGUGAAUGGUGUAGAAAUGACCGGCCGGUCACAAACUGAUGCUGUCACAAUAUUGAGAAAUGCACCACCUGGAAGCACUGUGGAGUUGGUUGUCUCCAGGCAAGAGCCCGACCCUUCACCUAGUCCUGGUCUUCCGAGAGAAAUUCCCCCUGAAAAAGCUGGUGAUGAAGUCGGCAUUUUCCCCUGGCGUCAGAAGGAAAUUCUGACACUUGACAUUCCACUCAAUGACACUGGUUCGGCUGGCCUUGGCGUGAGUGUCAAGGGCAAAACGUCGACUGGUGCCAGUACCCCUGUCGACCUGGGCAUCUUCGUCAAAUCAGUGAUCCACGGUGGCGCUGCAUCUAAGGAUGGGCGCUUGCGUACGAAUGACCAGCUGCACAUCAAUGGCAUCUCGCUCCUGGGCAUGACCAACAGUCAAGCCAUGGAGACACUGCGUCGUGCCAUGACCCAAGGCGAGGGGCCAACCCCAAAUGCCAUCACACUCACCAUAGCUAGGCGGGUUCCCUCACAAGAGUCGCUGACAAACCUCAGGUUUGAGGAAGGCUUCCUGUCCAGUGGGGACUCGUUCUCGGUACAUCUGCGAUCGGACUCGCUGCUAAGUUCAGACUCAACAGCUGCCUCCUCGUCCUGUGAAAACCUCUCGGUCUCGGGGGGCAGUGGUCGAACACCAGACCACUCCACAAGCGGCAACUCUGAAAAAUUCUUCCUACAU